This is a messenger RNA of Carassius carassius (crucian carp), 2424 nucleotides long. RefSeq names its product G protein-coupled receptor 26 (gene gpr26). Gene Ontology annotation, biological process: adenylate cyclase-activating G protein-coupled receptor signaling pathway. Lineage: Eukaryota; Metazoa; Chordata; Actinopteri; Cypriniformes; Cyprinidae. Bases 1021 to 2109 code for a protein of 362 amino acids. The transcript is spliced from 3 exons. Gene Ontology annotation, cellular component: membrane. The record is from RefSeq and is a predicted model, not a curated record. Gene Ontology annotation, molecular function: G protein-coupled receptor activity.
UUCAAAUCCCUCAAUUUUUCCUUGCAUCUACCUCUAGCCAUUCCAACUGCUGUUGAAAAGAGCUGCUCAGAUUAUUUUUCACCCUAUCAGAAUUCUUUGAUAUUAAUCAAACAUUUGAUUGUCAGAGACUGAAAUGAAAAAUGAAAUUGUCAUAAUUUCCAUGUUGUCUCUCAGAAUGUUAAAUGGUGAGGACAAGAUGUAUUCAGCCAAACUCAAGAAUAAUUGUCAAAAGUUUACCACAAGAUAUUCAUGCCCAUUUAAAAUCUCCAUGUUAUUAAUGUGUUCACUAUUGGGGACUUCCUACUACACAUAUAUUUGCACCGUUUAAAAAUAAGCAGUAGAUUUCUAAAACUCUUUCAUUCGCAGCAAUGAAAUAGGCAAUGGAUUAUAUGAAAGUUUGAGACUUACAGUCCUACAAAUCACCAAUUCCCAAAUGUCGAAAUUAAAUUCUAAAUGCAUAAAAGUGACUGCAGCUCUUUAAGAUCUUGUAGGACUGAAGCUGUGUGCGCUAACGAAUCUCAAUUGUACCACGAGACCCAGGGCCUUUGCCUCAUCGUGACGUGAAAGAGUUCCCUUCGACAAAUAUAAACAUGACUAAAUUUAGUCCUCUCACAGAAUUUAUUCCCUGACUAUUCUUUUGACGGUAGUCACGUGUGAGCAUUUCGUGAGUUUGUGGGGGUGGGGGUGACAUUUUGACAUAUAAAGCUGUUUCAAGGGCGAAUUCUGCAUUAGAAGCGCGCGCUAACCCGAGCUGCGCGAUUGCAUUCCUUUUGGGUUGCGAGGAAGAGCGGAUUAAUCGUCCAAUCUUGAGAUUUCGCGUUCCAACUGUUCGAAUGGAUUUUCCUAACACUUCGCUGACUAAACGGAGGUCGGAGUCAUGGAGACCCGUGGAUCGAGCGCCAGUGUACAAGUGGAUAUCACGUUGGGGGAUCUAAGUUGUAUUGAUGCGAUUUAGUUCCCCGUCAUGAACUGUCCUGGAGUUGCGGUUCAAAGUUGGGGGCUUUAAGAGCGGGGAACAUCAUGCACACAGCGGAGCUCGCGCUCUCUCUCCUACUCGUCGUGAUCAUCGUUGUGACGCUGCUGUCCAACGUGCUGGUGCUGAUCUGCUUCUUGUACAAUGCAGAAAUUCGCAAACAGGUUCCUGGGUUGUUUAUACUCAACCUGACGUUCUGCAACCUGCUUCUGUCCGCCUCCAGCAUGCCGUUGACUCUUUUCGGGGUGUUGAGUAAAGCGCAUCCCGGGGGACACAUUUUCUGUCAGGUGGUCGGGUUUCUGGACACUUUCCUGACCACUAACUCCAUGCUGAGCAUGGCUGCGCUCAGUAUCGACUGGUGGGUUGCAGUGGUGUUCCCUCUGAGUUACCAUUCCAGGAUCCGUCACCGGGACGCUGUAAUCGCGCUGGCUUACACGUGGGUGCACUCGCUGUCCUUCUCUGUGGUUGCCGCGUGCCUCUCCUGGGUGGGUUACCAUCAGCUGUAUGCUUCGUGCACGCUCUGUAACGGCAGGGCGGUCAAUGCCAAGACGCAGUUCGCAAUUUACACCAUGGUGCUGCACUCGCUCACGUUCCUGUUGGUGUCGGUGGUGCUCUGCGUCACGUAUCUGAAAGUGCUCAAAGUCGCGCGCUUUCACUGCAAGCGCAUAGACGUGAUAACCAUGCAAACGCUCGUACUGCUGGUGGACAUUCAUCCGAGUGUUCGUCAGCGCUGUCUGGAGGAGCAGAAAAGGAGAAGACAGAGAGCCACCCGCAAAAUUAGUACCUUCAUUGGAACCUUCGUCAUCUGUUUCACCCCGUAUGUCAUUACCAGGAUUGUGGAGCUAUUUGUGACGGAGCCAUUUAAUCCAUAUUGGGGUGUGCUGUGUAAGAGUCUGGCGUACAGCAAAGCUGCAUGUGACCCCUUCGUCUACUCUCUUCUGCGACACCAGUACAGGAAGACCUGCCGUGACAUCAUAAAUCGACUCUUGAAACGCAGUUCCCCGAAUGGAUCCAUACAUCAGCAGGAAAAUGGAAAGAUUGGGAGGGCCAAGGAAAUCGUAAAAGAUGGGAAGUCGAAGCCAGACCUAAACACUGAGGACUCCUGUUGCUAUAGAGAUGAACGAUCACAAAGGUAGAGCUUCGACUCUGGUUGGAGAGAGAACAAUGAAGGCAGAGGAAACAGCGGGAUUCCAGGCUCUGCAUUUCUCAACUCAAACAGAAUUCAAGAUAUAACUGUAGCAAGAGAUUUUAGUAGCAAACCAUUCUUUUUUUAUUAAAAUAUUUAUUAAUUCUCUUCCUUCCUUCUUUCCUUCCUUCCUUUCUUUCUUUCUCUAAUCAAUUCUAAAAUCAAACUUCUAUAAAGCUGCAAGCCACAAAAGCUGCUAGUUAGCCAACAUUCAAAGAGAAUCCGUAGGGCCUAUUACAUAUCGUGUUCUUUCUUAUGUUAUAGU